Molecule: messenger RNA, 1166 nt
Organism: Panicum virgatum (switchgrass)
Lineage: Eukaryota; Viridiplantae; Streptophyta; Magnoliopsida; Poales; Poaceae
Product: protochlorophyllide-dependent translocon component 52, chloroplastic-like
Exons: 3
Coding region: 68-1045 (325 amino acids)
Molecular function (GO): oxidoreductase activity; 2 iron, 2 sulfur cluster binding
Source: RefSeq, a predicted model, not a curated record
UCCGGCCACUCCGCACCCACGAGACCACAAUGCCUCCCUCCUCUAGCCUUUUCUCCGCGGCCACGCCAUGGAACCCCUCUCCCUCCACCUCCUGCUUCCACGCGCCGGGCGCCAUUCGCUUCCCUUCGCCGCCACCGCCGCGCCAUUGAGCUCCAGGAGGCCGACGGCCACCCUCCUGGCGCCGCCAGGACGCCGGCGUCGCGGUGCCCGGCUGUCGGUGCCCGCCGUGGCGGCCGAGACGCCGCGCACCGAGGACGCGCCGUCCCCGUCGCCGUCCGGGCAGGAGCAGUUCGACUGGCUGGACCAUUGGUACCCUUUCGCCCCCGUGUGCGACCUCGACCCCGGCGCGCCGCACGGCAAGACGGUGCUCGGGCUCAGCGUCGUCGCCUGGUACGACCGCGGCGCCGGCGAGUGGCGCGUGUUCGACGACGCCUGCCCGCACCGCCUCGCGCCGCUCUCCGAGGGACGCAUCGACGCCAAGGGCCGCCUCCAGUGCGUGUACCAUGGCUGGUGCUUCGACGGUGCCGGCGCCUGCAAGUUCAUCCCCCAGGCGCCCGCCCUCGGCCCUCCCGUGCACAAGAACAGCAAGGUGUGCGUGGCGUCGUACCCCUGCGUGGUGCAGAACAAGAUCCUGUGGUUCUACCCGAGGGCCGAGCCCGAGCACUGGGACGUGCUGCAGAGGAAGCGCCCGCCGUACAUCAAAGAGAUCGACGACCCGUCCUUCGUCACCGCGUUCGGCAUCAGAGAUCUCUUCUAUGGGUAUGAUAUCUUGGCAGAGAACCUGAUGGACCCUUCCCAUGUCCCGUAUGCCCACAAGGGGCUGAUAGGCGGGCCCCGCAACACAGAGGAUCCCGGGAGAGUUGAGCACGACAAAGAAGGCGACGGCCCGAUCAAGCUGAAGAUAGAGGAAGCGAGCAUGGCCGGGUUCCUGUCGUCGUGGGAGCGCGGCUCCUGGAGGUUCGUUGCGCCGUGCACGUUCUACAGCUUCGGGACUAGCAUUCAGGUGUGCAUCCCCUCUCCAUUUGGCCUUUGCCAAUGCAGGUGAUGACAUGCCACGGCGAACCCAUAGAGCGAGCCAUUCCAACAGAACGACAUUGUUCGCUGGCUUCAUGCUCGUGGUCUUCUGCGUCCCGGUGGCGCCUGGCCGGAGCCGGCUGAUCUGGGUG